Molecule: messenger RNA, 1352 nt
Organism: Lycium ferocissimum
Lineage: Eukaryota; Viridiplantae; Streptophyta; Magnoliopsida; Solanales; Solanaceae
Product: protein ACCELERATED CELL DEATH 6-like
Exons: 2
Coding region: 178-1182 (334 amino acids)
Cellular component (GO): plasma membrane
Molecular function (GO): protein phosphatase regulator activity; protein phosphatase 1 binding
Source: RefSeq, a predicted model, not a curated record
GGGAAGGCUGAUUUCACCUGAGAGAUUGCCUUUUUACAACAAAAAUAUUUGACACAUCCAGAUUGUGCGACAUCACUAUGGCAAUGGAAUAGAUCGUUAUGCAAGGAAUCAGACAAAUGGGGUUGGAAUCCACUGCAUUAUGCUGUUAAACUAGGAUUGAAAGGAGUAGUUUCUGAUAUGUUGGGGUGGAAGAAAUCCUUAGUGUACCUUCCAGCAGGCAGUGAAAAUGACUGGACGACAACAAUUCACAUUGCAGCCAGUGAAGGUGAUGUAAACAUGAUAAAUCAGCUAUUAAAUCACUGUCCAGAUUGCUGGGAAAUGCUUAACAGCAGGGGCCAAAAUUUUCUUCAUGUUUCCAUAUUGAACAAUCAGAAAAAGGUAGUUAGACUCUUGUUAAAACAUGAAAAGUGGCAUAUCCUUGCUGAUGAGCAAGAUAAUGAUGGCAAUACUCCUCUUCAUUUGCUUGCUGCCUCUCAUUGGAGCCUUGUGCCUGUAAGAUUAAGAGAACAUCCGAGUGCAAAGAAGAUGUCAUUUAACAAAGCAAACCAGACACCACUUGACGUAGCAUUUUCGCGCACGGGGACAACAAAUACGGAUAAACGGAUAUUCAAGAGGAGGCUCCGCCAUGGUCGACCAGGACGAUGUGACUUCGAGAUAAAAUGUAAGAACACACAGAAGCAACAGAGGGAGAACAAAUAUAAUAGAGAUUUAAAAGGCAGAUUGCAAGACGUUAUGAAUCUAACUCAAGUACAUCUAGUUGUGGCCGCUCUAUUAGUGACAGUCACCUUUGCAGCUGGCUUCACAUUGCCAGGAGGCUUUGAUAGCGAUCCUCGCCCUAAUAAAGGGAUGGCAAUUCUAAUCAAGAAAACAGCAUUCAGUGCAUUUGUUGUUUCAGAUGCCAUUGCCUUCACAUGCUCGGCUGGCGCUUCAUUUAGCUACUUCCUCAUAGCAGCACGUGCAGCAACAACAAGGAAAUUAAAAACUCUCUAUCGGCUUUAUAAGAUCACAACUACUUUGCAGCUUGUGGCCAUGUCAGCAGUUGUAAUUGCUUUUGUAACUGGUAUGUAUGCUACUUUAGCAAAUUCAGUUAGUCUCGCUGCUACUGUCUGUGUCAUUGGUUGCAUCUCUUUCCUCCUGUACUUUUUAAUUUUGAUCACAGCAGGCAGCAUGGUAGACUACUAGCUAGAGGAAGAACAUGAGUAGACCAAUAGACAUGAAUGCUACUUGUUUUACACUAUCAAUUUACUCCCUCUGUCCCAAUUUAUGUGGCACGCUUUCCUUUUUAGUCUGUCCCAAAAAGAAUGUCACAUUUUUAUAUUUAGAAAUAAUUUAACUUUAUGAGAUGAUUUAUA